UAUGAUUAACUUCCGCACUUUCGCAACUCCGAAAUCAGCUGGAGUAGUUGGAGUUACACGGGGCAUUAUUUGCACGUUUUCAGGCGAAGCUAGUGAGGUAGCCUGCUAUUCAUUUACCAAAGGUGCGACAAAUGUAACAUAGGCUAUUCCGAAGGAACCUUGUAGCUCUACGUGUGCAAGUUGCCACAAUGUUGCUCUUGAAAUGGGGUUUGCGCGCGGUUCAAAAGGCUGCACAUAGAAGUCCUCGACAUUGCUGCUACUGCACUGCAGUGAUGGCUGGUAAGAAGUCUGUUAAUGGAGUGGAGCUGUACUACCAGCAAACUGGGGAGGGGGACCAUGCAGUGCUACUGAUGCCUGGAGCGCUAGGAAGUGGAGAGACGGAUUUUGGGCCACAGCUGAAGGGUUUGGAUAAGAAGCGUUUCACGGUGGUGGCGUUCGACCCGAGAGGUUACGGCAAAUCCCGACCCCCCGCUCGAGACUUCCCCCCCGACUUCUUCCACAGAGACGCCAGAGACGCCCUUAAGCUCAUGCAGACUUUGGGCUUCGGUCGUUUUUCUCUGCUGGGCUGGAGUGACGGGGGCAUCACGGCCCUGAUCGCUGCAGCUCUGAGUCCUGCUAGCAUGAGGAAGAUGGUGGUGUGGGGAUCCAACGCAUACGUGUCACAGGAGGACCUCGACAUCUACAACUCGGUGAGAGAUGUGUCGCGCUGGAGCGAGCGCAUGAGGAGGCCAAUGGAGGAGAUGUACGGAGCAGAGUACUUCAAGAACACCUGGAGCGCCUGGGUGGACGGCAUCAGCCAAUUUACCCAGAAUCCUCAGGGAAGCAUCUGCCUUGAGCUGUUGCCGCAGGUCAGCUGUCCCACACUAGUGGUCCACGGCCAGAAGGACCCCAUGGUGCCCUCCUUCCAUCCCCAGGCCCUGCUGCGACACAUCCCCAACGCACGGCUGCACGAGAUGGCGGAGGGCAAGCACAACCUGCACUUGCGCUUCGCUGACGACUUUAACCGGCUGGUGCAGGACUUCCUGCUGGAGUGAGGUCAUCGGGGUCGCAGAUCAUUAGGUCGAAGACCUGUCACCUGGCCGAGCCGACACACGGAAUGAGAGCACAGAGAGGAGUGGAGUGGCGCAAUGCCAAGAAGAGGCAUUAAGGAUGAGCAGCUGACGCACAACAAGACCUAGGGAGGAGGCUCUGCUGUCUUACUGGGACACCAACAUUUUAUCAACAACAACUAAAGACUUCAUCAUUUUUGUAAAACACUAAUAUGUUCAGUGCUGUUAAUGGAUUGAACAGUUGACGAUGAUGCCCCAUGUCAAGGACACAUGUUGGGGGGGCGGCGGCGCGGGAGGAACACUCACGAUCAGUGACUUUUCACCCAUGCAAAGACACACCAUGACACGUUUUCAUAUGAAUAUUAAAUGAAUAAAAUAAAAAAAUAAAAAACAAACUCGCAAAA
Engraulis encrasicolus (European anchovy) is the source of this 1453-nucleotide messenger RNA. It is a transcript of the gene bphl, whose product is annotated as biphenyl hydrolase like. Bases 189 to 1034 code for a protein of 281 amino acids. Gene Ontology annotation, molecular function: serine hydrolase activity. NCBI's taxonomy places the organism in Eukaryota, Metazoa, Chordata, Actinopteri, Clupeiformes, Engraulidae. The transcript has 7 exons. The record is from RefSeq and is a predicted model, not a curated record.